Molecule: messenger RNA, 1141 nt
Organism: Ixodes scapularis (black-legged tick)
Lineage: Eukaryota; Metazoa; Arthropoda; Arachnida; Ixodida; Ixodidae
Exons: 8
Coding region: 1-1095 (364 amino acids)
Source: RefSeq, a predicted model, not a curated record
AUGCACGUGAAAGGGUGCCAACUCAUAAGCCUGGUUGAAGCGCAGGCUCCACCUGGCGUUGUCGGCAAAGGCUGGGAGGUCUUCCCUGUCAUUGUAAUUAAGACCUACUGGACCUACAAAAAGGCUGCCAAGAAAGUUCGCCAGUACGUCUGGACCUCCACCGUAGAGACAUCAGAUUUUUCGGCAAAUGAGGCCUUGCCGGGAGUGGAAGCAGUCGUAUCGCAUCCCCCCCUCAGAAUGCCUUCACCACCUGCAUUGAGCUCCCGCUCGUUGGUGGGGGGUCAGCACAAGACCAGCCAGGCAGGCAGACGCCAACCUCAGCUGCAACCUCAGCACAGCCAGGAGGAAAAUGAGGGGGUCACCUCUGCAUCAAGUUCCCAUUCGUCAGCCAUAGGUUACGAGGAUGACCUGGCAGAGACCCUGCAAGCGCAGGAAGUGAACCAGCCCCAGGACAACCAGAAGGCCAGUGAGGAUCCCAGUCGUGUCCAGCUGAAAAUGAUACACCUUUUCGUCGAAAUUCGACAACAGAAUAGGGACAUCCUGCAUCAGUUUUCACAGCUGAGGCAGGAUGUCCUAGACAUCUCUGAGAGGGUGGCCUUGCUGGAGGCACCGGCAGCUCAGGCAGCACGAGCCCCACAGGUCCUGCCCCUGAUUCUCCCAAGGCUGCCAGCCGAAAGCCUUCAGGAGUUGGAGGCAGCAGAGGCAGCAGUCAAGGAGAAGGGUGUAGCCAAAGCCUUGCAAGAUCAGCUGCUGAAGAUUGGGGGCAGGAACCUUUCAGAGGUAACUGCUGGCAUCAUGAAGAGCAUCAUGGGUCAUCCGGUCCAGGUGCUCUUCAGCCUCUACGGCCGCAAGGGCAAGAGGGCCUUUAUCAAUUUGGGCCUGUGCACCAUUGCAAUAGAUGCCAUCUGUCAAAAAAGGUCCGUGGACAGGGUUCAAGCCCAGGCAGUCAUCGGGAGGUGGCUGCCCGGCUCAGUGGAUCGAGGAGGGGGCAGGAGAAGGAGAUUUGAGGCAGCCCUUGUCUCUGAGCUGCCUCUGGUCCAGCCCCUGCCCCUGGUCCAGACCCCUCCUCAGUUCAUUCCUGAGCCUGCACACUAAGAUUGCUGCCUGGACCCCUGCCAAGCCCACCCAAGCAGAUGCUAGU